UCUUCAGCAGUGAGAGCGGCAUCAUGUGCCUGGACAUCCACAGCGACCACCCGCACCUCGUGGCAGUGGGUUUUUACGAUGGCAACGUGGCCAUCUACAGCCUGAAGAAGCCCAGCUCCCAGCCCAGCUACAAGAGCAGCGCCAAGUCAGGAAAGCACACGGAACCCGUGUGGCAGGUCAAAUGGCAGAAGGAUGACAUGGACAACAACUUGAACUUCUUCUCUGUCUCCUCGGAUGGGCGGAUAGUGUCAUGGACUUUAGUUAAGAAUGAGCUGGUUCAUACAGAUGUCAUCAAGCUGUCAGUAGAAGGAGCAACAAUGCAGGGGCCGGAGGGGCUACAGCUGCAAACGCUUGGCUGCGGGACGUCAUUUGAUUUUCACAAAAAGAUAGACUAUUUAUUCCUCGUUGGUACUGAAGAAGGGAAGAUCUAUAAGUGUUCAAAAUGCUACUCGAGCCAGUUUCUGGAUGUGUUUGAAGCCCAUCACAUGGCUGUGGACGCGGUCAGCUGGAAUCCCUACCAUAUGAAAGUCUUCAUUUCCUGCAGCUCUGACUGGACGGUCAAGAUCUGGGACCACACCAUCAAGACUCCGAUGUUUAUUUACGACCUGAAUUCUGCUGUUGGGGAUGUUGCCUGGUCUCCUUACUCCUCCACUGUCUUUGCUGCAGUCACCAAUGAUGGCAAGGCCCAUGUGUUCGAUCUGAGUGUCAAUAAGUAUGAAGCUAUAUGCAUCCAAGUAGUGGUGGCCAAGAAGAAAAACAAAAUAACCCACGUCCGCUUUAACCCAGUCUACCCCGUUGUCAUCAUUGGAGAUGACCGAGGCCAUGUCACCUGCCUGAAGCUCUCUCCCAACUUGCGCAGGAUGCCCAAGGAGAAGAAGGGCCAGGAGGUGAAGAAGGGCCCCGAGGUGGAAAUCGCCAAGCUGGACAAGCUGCUGAACCUGGUGAGGGAGCCGGCCAGCCAGGCAGCGAGGUGAGCGGCCGCAGCCGCGCCAGGCGAG
Molecule: messenger RNA, 998 nt
Organism: Nothoprocta perdicaria
Lineage: Eukaryota; Metazoa; Chordata; Aves; Tinamiformes; Tinamidae
Product: dynein intermediate chain 1, axonemal-like
Exons: 8
Coding region: 24-974 (316 amino acids)
Biological process (GO): cilium movement; outer dynein arm assembly
Cellular component (GO): outer dynein arm
Molecular function (GO): dynein heavy chain binding; dynein light chain binding
Source: RefSeq, a predicted model, not a curated record